UAUAAAACGUGUCUGAACUGGUGUAGGUAGCGCGUCGGUUCAACGUGACGUUUAGUUUUUGAUCGCUGGUCGUUGAAUACUGUUCGUUAAUGAAAAAUAUAUAUUAAUUUAACAAAAACAAAAUAACAAAGAAUGUCUUCGAGUGAUAUAAACAUGCUUGUCGACAUGGGCUUCAGUUUACCUAAAGCGGAGAAAGCUUUAGAGGUGACUGGAAACAAAGGCGUCGUUCCAGCAAUGGAAUGGCUUUUGGCCCAUUCAGAUGAUGCAGAACCAUCACCUGAAUCUGUUGUUGAAAAUAUACCAACGUCUGUUGCUGAAACACCAGCAGAGGACAACACAGCGACUGCUAGUAGUCAAGUAUCGACUACUGAAGUUGCCAAAUCUAUGAAAUGUGAUGUAUGUGGGAAACUAUUCAAAACUAAUCUGGAAGUUGAAUUUCAUGCAACAAAGUCUGGACAUGAUAAAUUUUCAGAAAGUACAGAAGAAAAGAAGCCUCUUACAGAAGAGGAAAAGAAGGAACAAUUAAGAAUAUUAACAGAAAAGUUAAGACAAAAAAAUAAAGAGCGGGAAGAACAGGAGAGAUUAGAUACAUUUACAAGAGAGAAGAAUAGGAUACGAGUUGGAAAAGAAAUGGCUCAAGCUAAAAAGAAAUGGGAGGAAUUAGAAACAAAAAAGAUGUUGGAACAAAGAAGGCAAGAAAAAGAAGAAGAAAAACUAGCACGACAAAGGAUAAAAGCGCAGAUUGAAGCAGACAAAGCGGCUAGACGUGCCAGAGCUAAUAACAUAGAACCACCUCAACAAACUCCACCCGUACCUUCAUCUUCUACAACACUCCCCAGAAAAGACUAUAGUGAAACAAAGUUACAGAUUAGACUUACCAAUGGACAAACAUUAAUGCAAACGUUUGGAAGCAAAGAACAGUUAUCUGCAGUAAGAUUGUACAUUGAAAUGAACAGAACGGAUGAUACUGGACCAUUUAGCCUAAUGACGAAUUUCCCAAAGAAAAUUUUCACAGAAGACGAUUAUGACACUCCAUUAGAUGUUUUAGGGUUAGUACCAUCAUCUGUAAUAAUCGUUAAGAAGAAAGUGCAGCAAUCUUCAUAAAUACCGGAAUUUCUUGCCUUACAACCAGUAAUACGGCUUACAAAUAAAUAUAUCAAUGUACAAUGUCCAACAGAUUGUUUAUUGAUAAGACAUUUUUAAUUUUUAACUAUUCUCCGUUUGUAAUUUAUAUGCAGUACACGGCCUGUGACAUUUAUUAUACGAGAAUGAUACGAUCUACAGAAGUUCAAGGAAUAAAAAAGACUACACAUUUGGAAAUGC
This is a messenger RNA of Nomia melanderi (Alkali bee), 1323 nucleotides long. RefSeq names its product UBX domain-containing protein 1. Gene Ontology annotation, cellular component: nucleus; cytoplasm. Lineage: Eukaryota; Metazoa; Arthropoda; Insecta; Hymenoptera; Halictidae. Gene Ontology annotation, molecular function: K48-linked polyubiquitin modification-dependent protein binding. The record is from RefSeq and is a predicted model, not a curated record. Gene Ontology annotation, biological process: negative regulation of protein ubiquitination; negative regulation of proteasomal ubiquitin-dependent protein catabolic process; negative regulation of protein K48-linked deubiquitination.